GUGACGUCGAGGCAGUCUGUUUAUCGCUGGCCCUUUUGGAGCAUCUGGAGCACUCUGUCCUACGGACAGGGCUCCGUUGAAUUUGGAAGAACGGACCAUGACGUUCAUACUCGUCCGCGGCAGUAAACGGUUCGAUGAACACGGUGAAUGCAAAUGCAGGAUGAAACGGCCGAGACUGGUGAUUUGGAGACAGAAGCGCGUGAGCCAAAACGGAAUCGUGUGAGAGUGGCCUGCCUGCCUGCCUGCCUACCUAGCUGCAGGCGAGGGAGGGAGGGAGGGAGGGAGGAAUUCAUUUUGCUCCGGGAAGAAUAUCAAGUUUCCGUGGCUGCCGCUGUCAGGGCAAAUAGGGCUCUGCUUGGCAAGGGGCGCCAGAGUGCAGGUCUGCUUACCGCUGGCGUCACCUCCGGCGAGGAUGGAGCCGUUCCGUUCCCGCCCAGUCAUCGACUGACGGCCAAAGAGGUGUUUGACGGCGAGGGCAAGCCCAGAGUGGACGUGCUGAAAGGCCACCUGACCAAGGAAGGACGCGUGGAGGAGGCGGUGGCGCUAAGGCUCAUCAGGGAGGGCGCCGCCAUCCUGCGCGCCGAGAAGAACCUGCUGGACAUCGAGGCCCCGGUGACAGUGUGCGGCGACAUCCACGGCCAGUUCUUUGACUUGAUGAAGCUGUUUGAAGUGGGAGGCUCCCCGGCAUCCACGCGCUACCUUUUCCUGGGCGACUAUGUGGACAGAGGCUACUUCAGUAUCGAAUGCGUGCUCUACUUGUGGGCCUUGAAGCUCCUCUACCCCAAAACCCUGUUUUUGCUGCGCGGGAACCACGAAUGUCGGCAUUUGACCGAGUAUUUCACCUUUAAGCAGGAAUGUCGAAUCAAGUAUUCCGAGAGGGUGUACGACGCCUGCAUGGACGCCUUUGACUGCCUUCCCCUGGCGGCGCUUAUGAACCAGCAGUUCCUGUGCGUACACGGAGGACUUUCUCCAGAGAUCACAAAUCUGGACGACAUCAGGAAACUGGACAGAUUCAAAGAGCCUCCGGCCUACGGCCCCAUGUGCGACCUGCUCUGGUCCGACCCCCUGGAGGACUUUGGCAACGAGAAGAGCCAGGAGCAUUUCACGCACAACACGGUGCGGGGCUGCUCCUACUUCUACAGCUACCCGGCUGUUUGCGACUUCCUCCACCACAACAAUUUAUUAUCCAUCAUCCGGGCCCACGAAGCGCAGGAUGCCGGGUACCGCAUGUACCGAAAGAGUCAGACCACCGGCUUCCCGUCCCUCAUCACCAUCUUCUCUGCACCCAACUACCUUGAUGUCUACAACAACAAAGCGGCCGUGCUGAAGUACGAAAACAACGUGAUGAACAUCCGCCAGUUCAACUGCUCGCCCCACCCCUACUGGCUGCCCAACUUCAUGGAUGUCUUCACCUGGUCGCUGCCCUUUGUCGGCGAAAAGGUGACCGAGAUGCUGGUGAACGUCUUGAGCAUCUGCUCCAACGACGAGCUGACCACUGACGAGGACCUGGACGGACAGCUAAUAUAUGCCCCCAAAACAGGUGCCACGGCUUCUGCGCGCAAGGAAGUCAUCCGCAACAAGAUCCGCGCCAUUGGGAAGAUGGCCCGUGUCUUCUCCGUGCUCAGGGAGGAGAGCGAGAGCGUGCUGACGCUGAAGGGCCUCACCCCGACGGGCAUGCUCCCCAGCGGUGUGCUGUCCGGCGGCAAGGAGAAGCUGCAGAACGCUACUAUCGAAGCUAUUGAGGCUGACGAAGCAAUCAAGGGCUUCUCGCCCCAGCACAAGAUCACCAGCUUCGAGGAGGCCAAGGGCCUGGACCGCAUCAACGAGAGGAUGCCGCCGCGGCGGGACGCGCUGCCCUCCGACGCCAGCCUCAACUCGCUUAACAAGGCGCUGUCCUCGGAGACCAACGGCACGGACGGCAAGGGAAGCGCCAGCGGCAUCCAGUAGAGGGAGGGAGGGGAGCGGAGGGAGGGAGGGAG
Syngnathus acus (greater pipefish) is the source of this 1979-nucleotide messenger RNA. Its product is annotated as serine/threonine-protein phosphatase 2B catalytic subunit alpha isoform. Bases 148 to 1947 code for a protein of 599 amino acids. Gene Ontology annotation, molecular function: calmodulin-dependent protein phosphatase activity; calmodulin binding. The record is from RefSeq and is a predicted model, not a curated record. NCBI's taxonomy places the organism in Eukaryota, Metazoa, Chordata, Actinopteri, Syngnathiformes, Syngnathidae. Gene Ontology annotation, biological process: calcineurin-NFAT signaling cascade. Gene Ontology annotation, cellular component: cytosol; cytoplasm; calcineurin complex. The transcript is spliced from 15 exons.